CGUGUGCGCGGGCGCGCGCAAGUGUGUGUGGCUCUUUCGGCACGGCCGUGGCGGUGCGGUUGCUGGUGCUGCUGCUGGUGCUGGUGCGCUGCUGCUGGUGGUGCGGACGGUGGAGUGGUCGGAACGGUCUGGCCGGAGUGUGUCAGUCGGUUGACGAGUCCUGUCGGUGUUGCUCGUACCUUGCGGGUGUAUGACACUGCGACGGCAGCGGCGAGCCGAUAGCGAGCCGAUAGCGCAAGUCGUGAGUCCGAUUGGUGGCCGACGAGGAGAGGGUGCGGUGUCGGUGGGUCUGCUAUUCCAUUCCAUCGUCGUCGUCGUCGACGGCGGGUCUACUGAUCGCGCGCCACUGGUCCAUGUGCUCUGACUAAAAUGCUCAUCAAGGAAUACCGUGUCACUCUGCCCCUCACAGUGGAAGAGUAUCAAGUAGCUCAACUGUACUCUGUAGCAGAGGCUAGUAAAAAUAAUACAGGUGGUGGAGAAGGCAUUGAAGUAUUGAAGAAUGAGCCGUUUACGGAUUAUCCGUUGCUCGGUGGAAAGUAUUCAUCAGGCCAAUAUACAUAUAAGAUUUAUCAUUUAGCUAGUAAAGUGCCUGGUUUUAUUCGCAUGUUACUGCCAAAGAACUCGUUGGAGAUCCAUGAAGAGGCUUGGAACGCUUAUCCCUAUUGUAAAACAGUUAUAACUAAUCCAGGGUAUAUGAAGGACAAUUUCGUGAUCAUGAUAGAAUCCUUUCAUAUUGGUGACGUCGGUAAUCAGCAUAAUGUACACGAAUUGCCACCCGAUAAGCUUAAGAUCAGAGAGGUAGUGCACAUAGACAUCGCCAACGACCCGGUUGCUAGUGCCGAUUACAAGGAGGACGAGGAUCCGUCUAAAUUCAAGUCCCAGAAGACGGGACGGGGUCCCCUUGUCGGGAAAGACUGGAAAAAUAAUGUUCAACCUGUGAUGACGUGCUACAAGCUAGUCACUUGUGAAUUCAAAUGGUUCGGUCUGCAGACCCGUGUCGAAGGAUUCAUUCAGAAAGCGGAACGACGCCUCUUUACCAAUUUCCACAGGCAAGUGUUCUGCUGGAUAGAUCGUUGGUACGGCUUAACCAUGGAGGAUAUUAGAGCAAUCGAAGACAAUACGAAAGAAGAAUUAGACAGGCAAAGACAUCAAGGUGAAGUACGGGGUAUGCGAGCUGAAGAUUGAGGCUUCGAUAGCUUCUAUUAUGAACGAUUAAAUCAAUUUCCUUAUACAUGUCAACACAGAUACAGACGCAUACCUACAGAUGUACACCCUGUUACGCUCUGUCAUAGACGAUUCCACAGAAUAUGGACGAUUUCUGGAAUUUACGUGUCUAGAUUCAGUGUCUAUUACAAAUUACUUACAAUUUUAAUUUAUUUUACAUUUACAAGCGUUUUAGAUAAAUGUAUCUACAGUCAAAGAUUAUUAUAAUGUAGUUAUUAUAAAAAGAAAAAAAAAGAAAGACAAAAUGGAAAAGAAUCAGAAUCGUCUGGUUCUUUUGUUUAAUGCAUAAUUACGAAGGAGAAUUUGGUUUCGUGAGAAAUGUUAUAUAGAUAAAAAAUUAUAAUUACUUAACAGCAGUUCGUAGUUCGAUAAUAAUAGAUAUUGGAGUUCGUUAACAAACGACAAAAUGCUUGCUGCAAAGUACAUAAAAGAUAAAAACAAAGGAAAUAUGUGAUUUAACAUCGCGAAUUUGAUCGUAGUUAAAUAGUUAAAAAAUUCCACAGUUUAAUAUAUUAAUGUACAAUUGAAAAUCUCUAAAUGUUGCAUAUUAAUGCUCUGUAUUUCGAACUAUUAUUUCAAUCGAAAGUGUGAUGUACUAGAUCGUGUAUUUUCGGAAGAGAGCUCAAGAGUAUUUUCUCAAUUUUGCGAAAGUGUACAUGUGAUCAGGAAAUUUGAUUCGAAGAAAGUUCUAAGAAUUUUAAAUGUAUAUUUAUAUAGUUAUUUCUGCUGGAUCUUUUUCAAGAUUCCAAAAGGCAAGGUACUACGAUAGAUUCAAAUCUACAAUGUUCCUCUAUUCUUUCAGUCCGUUCGUUAUCGACGAGCGCGAGACGUGUACAUGUAUCUAUCCCCUUAAAGAGUUAGGACCAAACUGAUGGAUUUUUUAAUUAUACUGCGAUGCUCUAACAGUAACGUAUUAACAUAUUACACUAUCUAAAUUGUUUACUGCGAACAGGGGAGGCGAUGUAUUCUAUGUAAAGUGCUCACACUGAUAUACAUAUACACACAUAUGUAGAGAAAAGCAAAGUUUAGACUAUUUCAAUAUUGGUGACAGCGGGUGAACGACGAAAGGGUGCGUUAUUGUAUAUAUAUAUAAAAAGAAAGAAAAAUAAGGCAUACACACACAAUGAAAAAUUCAAAUUCAAGUUAUAUACAUAAUGUUUCUUUGCAUUCCAAUGGAUCUCUGAGUACAACCGAUAAAGUAUUCUGGAACGCUGCUCGUAAUCCAUUACAGGCCAUUACGAUCACCUUUAAACUUUAAAACUUUCUUCGAUAUGUUAUAUUGCAUCGACAAAAGUACCACAAAACAAAAGAUAAUUAUGUAACUGUGUUUUAUUCACUAGAAAAAAAAAAAGAAUAAAACUCAUUAUACACAGGAUACCUUGAAGCUUAUUUUGAACACGAUCACAUUUUCAUUAAAUCGAAUCCCCUGACGAAAUGAGAGUAAAUGUCUUUUAAUGGGUUAGACACUAAUGUGCAAUCGCAGCAGCGUUCUCAUCUAGCGAUAGGAUCUCUAAUUAAAUAUACAAAGAUUGAAAACGGAGUAUAUAAUUUAACUGUCAUUUGCACAAAGUAAAUGUAUUCUCUAUAUUCUCGUUGGAAGGAAUGUAGUCUAAGAUAGCUUUAUCUUCGUAUUCAUGUACGAAUAUGAUAAUACGAACUGGUGGUAUGAUGGUGCACAUGUAUUUAUACUCAAUGUACCAGACACGCAACGAGAAAGAGAGAAAACCAGGCACAUGUUUAUUCGCCAUUUUAUUGACGAGAGAAAAUCGAUCAAAAUAAGACACAUCCGUGUCGUUCAAACAAGCUCGUAACUUAAAUGGAAUCCGCCUUUGUUCCACGACUGCGUUGUCCGUUUUGUUAGAUGAGAAUUUCCACACUUGUAUGUACGCGGGUUCAUAUUACACCUGUUAUCUUACGAUAAUAGUUACUUAAAUAGAUAGGCUCUAUCUAGCUGUUUCUAGAUAUAUGACAAGCAGGGUAGACAAGAGUCGUGGAUAGAAAAAGAAGGAGAGGAAAAAAAAACAAUUCCCUAUCGCUGCCAAAGGGCUAAACAGUAAAAUACCAAUUGUGUAUGUGUAUAUAUGUAUAUAUGCACGUGUAUAUGCGUUUCUUUUUCUUGCAUACAUACGUAUAUACAUAUGUUUAUAUGUAUGUAUGUGUGUAUGUGUGUGUAUGUGUGUAUGCUCUCGAUUCAGUCAAGUAUUUAGUCCAGAGUUAAUAAAAUUAAAAGGCAUAGUAUAUGAAA
Molecule: messenger RNA, 3469 nt
Organism: Pogonomyrmex barbatus (red harvester ant)
Lineage: Eukaryota; Metazoa; Arthropoda; Insecta; Hymenoptera; Formicidae
Gene: vib
Product: phosphatidylinositol transfer protein vib
Biological process (GO): phospholipid transport
Cellular component (GO): cytoplasm
Molecular function (GO): phosphatidylinositol binding; phosphatidylinositol transfer activity; phosphatidylcholine intramembrane carrier activity
Source: RefSeq, a predicted model, not a curated record